Messenger RNA from Mytilus trossulus (common blue mussel), 1618 nucleotides. RefSeq lists its product as uncharacterized. The transcript is spliced from 10 exons. The record is from RefSeq and is a predicted model, not a curated record. The coding region runs from base 110 to 1378 and encodes 422 amino acids. Lineage: Eukaryota; Metazoa; Mollusca; Bivalvia; Mytilida; Mytilidae.
GACGUUACCACUUUUCGUCGUCCGGGCUAUCUUUCCCUCGCUACAUCAGAACGUCCAGUUAGAUAUUUCUUAGUAGCAGUGUUUUCAAGAGAUUUCGAAGAAAAGGAAAAUGGAUUGUGUUUAUUUUCCAGAUAUUUUCAACAUUACUUCAGUUUCACACAGAACAAUCGAUGUAUUCGCUACCAUGAACGAGUCCCUUGAGGUGAACUUCAAUUCGGGAACUUCAGAUUUCCCAAGACAACAGAUACAUGACAUCAUGCAUGCAAUGGUGAAUUACAGACAGAAUACGGAUUUCCCGGAAAUAAACAAAUUGCUUUAUCUCCUAACUGAGAUGGUGUUGGGUGUGGUUGAAUCUCACCAAUCAGCAAGCUUUAACAGUAAGAAGUCCGUUGCUAGAAGAAUCCAGAACAAACUCCUUAAACUGGUUCCAUCAUCUCACAGCAUGCACACAAUCCCAACGUUUGAUCAUGUUAAAACUGAGGAAUAUUAUACAGAUGUCGAUGAAAUGUAUAAACUGAUGAGAACACACAAACAUAUAUACAAAGAAAUGCAAAGACAACAAGAGAUAUGUUGGAGUGCUAACAGCAAGGUGCAGACAUACGAAUUAUGCUUAAAGACGGCCGAGAUGUCACGAAAGUACAUGGCAGAUAAAAUAUCUAGUGCAAAAUUGAAAGAACGAGAUGACAGCAUCAAUUUUUUGCAGAAAACACUUAGCGAUAAAAAGGAGAGAGCAGCGGAAGCAGCCAACACAUACCAAACCUUAAUAACAAAGGAGAAAGCAACAAGAAAUGCCUUGAGAUUGAUUGAAAGGAACCUUUUGGACGAUAUCAAAUUCAACUUGAUAGAUCGUAUUCAGAGCGGACUAGUAUCUAUGAAGUACAUCUUAGCCUCACAGACUAAUAAACUCUAUGAGUUACUUCCAAUCAUUGACGAUUUUGACUGCCGACUAGCUGUAGAAUCAAUUAUAGAGAAGUUUAGUUCCAAAUACCAAUAUAAUUCGCCACAGGAAUUUCACAUUGCAAACGGCUUUAAUGCCAAGUUACCAGAUAUACGAUUUGUAAGUUGCAAAUCAGCUACACAGAUAUCGAAGGAACAACCAUCUGAGCCUCUUUCUGAACAGACAGAAGAACAACGUAAUAAUAAUAACAUCAGUUACCAAGACAACCAGUUCAAGUUUUUAAGCAACACUUACGUGAAAACAAAAGAUUUAUCAGAGAACCCCAACGAGUGCUUCGUCAAUAUAACAAAAGGGAUGAUCGUCAAAUUGAAGAUUGCCACAGACGAAUCACAAGUUGCCUUUGGGUGGUAUAAGACAAAUCCAUGGAAUCAGAAGAGAUGGGGAUUCUUUUGCAAAUCUGAUGACAACAUAAGGAUAUAAACAUUGAUCAGAUUUUAAAUUUUCCAAUUCUUUUAUGGAUGGAUCAUAACUACGUGUGCUUUGAUUAUGGUUCAUUGUGAUUAUUUGUAUAUGUUAUCAAAUAUAUACUUGUGUAUGUCUGUAUACUUGAGAAGAUGAGAGGCUUUAUAUUUCUGUCUGAAACUGUGAAGUUUUUUAGUGUCCGUGUGUGUGAAAAUGGGCCUAGUUAGGACGGAUUUAUAGAGGGUGAGAGAAGUUUGU